UGUACAUCGCUCUUGUACCCGCGCCUUCGGACGAUCUCAAUUAGUACCGUUCCUUCUCAAGUAACAGCGGCAUUUUGCGCCAAACUCAAAGCUGUACAGCGGAAAAGAAAAUUUGACUUUGCUAAUGAGCGAAGUACUAAUUAUCUGCUUACAAAACAACAAAACAAAAGACGAUAAGCCCCACAACGCAUUCACGGUGCUAUCGCCACUGAAGAUUAGAAACGUUAACAGAUCGCAACAAAGCCGCACAGAAUUCUGUCUUCGCUAGUAUGGUUUUUCAAAGUUAGGUUUGUAAACUCCCUUUUCUUUAAUUGUAUCUUUCGUUUAAACGUUUCACGUUGAUAAGUUUUGCCUUCCCACAGAUAAUCUUUUUAGCUAGUUGCAUCAGCAAUUUUAUAUAGUCGUGAUGGUAACAAACAAUUUUAAGCGAGAUUUUUAUUUAAAAUAUAUUUAGUUCAUGCGUUCAUGCACAUUUACCUUUCUCUCACUUUUUUCAUAGUUUCAUGUUAUAAUAGCUCACAGUUAUCCCUAUUUUAGACGUGAAGUUAGAGGACCUCUGUCUCCUCUGAGUUGAGAGAAUGGUGGACAUAACAACAUUGGAGCGACGACCCUAUCUAUUUAAAUCUGGUCCGGCCCAGCAAAAUCAUAUAAAUUUCAAGUGUAAGUUAGUACGAGCAACGCUUUGGUUAUGAUAGCAAUAUUGUUCUACUAUUUUCAGAAAGAAAUAUUCAGUAUCAAAGACUCUACUGCGAGACCGGUAAAGGAGCCAUGGACAAUCAGACAACUUUCUCUGGUAGGUCAUAGCAUUAAAUGAAGUCUGAAGUUGGUUGAAGGCUAGUGUCGAUCAAAUACUGUCACGGAUUUAUCGCGUGAAAUAUACUCCUCAUUUGUUAGUUAUCUGUAUUGUGUAGCGAGCAUGAUGUAAUGAAGUUUACAGGUAAAAGACAAUAAGAAAAGAGCCAUAAAGUCAAAAACAAUACGAACAAAUUUAUAAUAACUUUACCAGACAAAAAUUAUCAUUGAGUUUCAAUAGCAUUCGCAUGGAUAGACUGUAUGUUUAGCCUAGAAAUUUGAGUUGCUCUUUUCCUGGGAUUGGUCAGAAUAAUGCUGUUAUCUAAUACAGAACUGAUUUUUUACGUAGUUAGAUUAACUGAGCUGAACAGAACGCCACUAAACACAAGAAAUUAGCAUUAAUAUAUCAAUAAGUAGAUAUGAUAAUACGUACUAGAUUACUCGAACCUUUGAGAUAAUAUUUGUUAUUCAAAUGAAAAAUCCUGAAUAAGAUAGGUGUCCUUUUAAAUGUCUUUAAGUGACAUAUGAAAAAGAAAAUACUGCAUGAUAAAUUCAUAACGUCGGUUAUUUAAACGAAAUCUAACUUAGGCCACGGUUUAAGAAAUAAUUGGACCUCUAGAUUUCUUUCUUAGUGGGUUAGUUAAAAAAAAAAAGUAAGCGCUUUUCCAGCCUAGGCUAUAAUGGUUUAUUAAAAUUGUUCACGAUUUUAAAUGGUGUUUAUAGAUAAAAGCGUGGGCAAACUGAAAGUGGUAUUAAUAAAAAGCGGUUUUUAAACAUGGGCUACUAGGAACUCCUUUUAAAUAACUGCUUGGCCCAUACAUACAGCUCAAAAGGUGAAUUAUCACCUUGGCCAAUUUAUCUUUCACUCGGUCGAACGCCUGCGAUAAUCAGUUUACUUCUAUAAAAGUUUCCUUUUUGUGCGCAUUUUUGUGAAAAUAAUGACUCAACGUCGUUCUUAUCCGAAUAUCAAAGUACAUUAUAAGUUCCAUAAUAAACGAGCUCUAAUUAAACCUUAACUUAGCUUGGGCAGCUGCUACAUAACUAAAAGGUUUUCAUUUUUUUGUUCCGUAAGUUAAGGAGCAAAAGAAGAUAUAUAUUAGUUUUUCAUCUGCGUCAUCCUUUUGACAGGCAAGUAGGAAAGAAGUACAAAUAUUCCAAUAAAAACAGAGGACAACGUAUAGAAAAAUGAAGAAUGUCUACCUGGGCAGACAUAGACAGUCAUAAACAGUGGAUUCCUAAUCUUGUUAACAAUUAAGAGAAGAAAGUUUUGGCUAUCGAAGUUCUUCAACCUCAGACAACUGUGCGCCUCCCAACUUCUUGAAAUCUGGAUAUGAGAUGAGACACUUUGUCUUGUGUUACAUGAGCCACUUGUUUCAGCGUUCUACCUGCGCCACCAUCCAUAUGCAUAUAAUACUUAACAAUUAUUCCACGAGUGCGCGUUGGAUAUGAGAUGGUAGUUAACCAAUGAGGCGCGUAGCGCCGAGUUGGCUAUAAUUAUCUCAUAUCCAAUAAGCGCGAGUAGAAUAAUUGUUAAGUAUUAUGUGCAUAUGGGUGAAGGCGCAGGUAGAACGCUGAGACAAGUGGCUCAUGUAACACAAGACAAAGUGUCUCAUAUCAUAUCAGAAGUUGGGAGGAGAAAUCGAGAAUUCGUCCCAAUUUUAUUUGUAAAAACAACUGAUUUUCAGCCUGUUUUUAUAAUAUUGAGCAUGGUAUAAUGGCUCAUAUCCGGCAGCUCUGAAUACAUGCGUAUCUCAUGAUGUUGGCGUGGCCAAUCAGUGGUACAAUGAAAAUGGGAUGUUAGUUAAUGAAAGCAAGCACCAGUGUCUAAUCCUCGGUGGUACGGAGUAUGGUUUUUUCUUCCCAGUAAAGGAGAUUUUUGGAAUGGAAAUAGAUAAUGAACUGAAUUUUUCUAAACAUAUAUCAAAUGUAUGCAAAAAGAUUAAUAAUCAAUUUAAUGUUAUGUUGCGCUUUCGAAAACUCAUACGCAGGGAAAUCUUAUUCAAACUUUACAAAGCGUAUAUUUUACCUCAUUUUUAUUAUUGCUCCUCUGUCUGGCACUUUUGUGGAGCGCGCGAUGCGGAUAAGCUUGAAGCUUUAAAUAAAAGAAUACUUAGAUUUAUACUUGGAGAUUACUCGUCUCCAUACAACACUCUUCUCUCAAAAGUCAGCUCUACUUCGUUGUGUAACAAACGCAUUCAAAAUUUCCUCAUUCUGUUAUAUAAGAGUUUGUUUUUCACUCAUUUUCCUACUUAUAUGGAGAAUGUGUUUUGACUCCGGUCCUCUUUCUAUGAUCUUCGUGGCAACUACAUUCUUUCACUAUACUAAGUAAACCUAAAACAACUACCUAUGGUCUUAACUCCUUUUCUUACUUUUCAGCUAAGCAGUGGAAUGCACUGCUGGACUUUUUUAGUACCAGUUUUUUCGCAGACUUUAAGACCAAAAUACAGGAUGUUACCUUCAUAUAGAUUCUUUUUGCCUGACAUACUUAAACUUAAAACUGUGAAUUGUAAAUAAUAUAUAUAUUUUUUAUGUGCUUAUUAUUAUUAAUAUUAUUUUAUUAUUAUAACUUAUAAUGCAUUUAAUGUAUAUAUAUAUAUAUUUCUAUAUUAUUUUCAAGUAGUGUCAGCUCGAAGAUAUUAGCUUGUUAGCUACUCUAAAAUUCGACUAUAAAUAAAGCGAGUUUAUAUAGAGAAUACUUCAUGGAAAGUGCUGGCGUACGGUAUUUACGCACGAGUUGUUGACGUAUCAGAAAUCGAACGAGUGAGCGCAGCGAACGAGUAAGAUUUCUGAUACAAAAACAACGAGUGCGUAAAUACCGUACAAAGCACUUUCCAUGUGGUAUUGUGUUUAUUAUAUACAUACUGAGUCAUUCAUCAUUUUGCGGGCCUUUUUAUUUUAAAUCUUUCAAAAAUGCUAAAAUUUGCCGCUACACACUUACCGCAAAAUGACAACGAAAACGAAGUAUCAGCUUUUUAGUAAAAACGUUUGUUAAAAACAUAAAUGACGGUGAGGAUAUGAGGUUUAAUCCAAGAACUAUAAGUAAUCUUAACUGUUUGUUUUCAAUACACAAUUGAAAAUGAGUGAAUUUAAGUAAAAUGGCCGGUUUCAAUAUAAGCUUAAGCUUAAAUGAAAGGCAAAGUAGCUCCGACAAAAAGCACAACAAAAGCUUACGUCUCGUUCUGUUAAUCCCUUUCCGCUGUUGUUUCACCGGCUCUCUACCGUAUUUUUUUAUCGACAGUGAAACAAACGAAACUAUUCCACUCCAUUUCCGAAAUGUUUUUCACUUUUUUAGCGAGAAAAACUCCUUGAGUAAAACUUUUCUCGUUGAUAAAUGUGUGCGAAGCGGCGCUGCAAGCUGCAAUAAAGGGCGGGAAUUUUGGCGCGAAACUCCUACACCUCUGUGGCUUCUGAUUGGACGUAUCAUUUUUCUCACACGUGAAAAAACAUCGUUCGCGAUUCUGAUUGGACGUAUCGUUUUUUUCACGUGUGAAAACCAUCGUUCGCUCCUCUGAUUGGCUAUAACUAAUUUGCGUACGAAAAUUUACGACAUAGCUUUUUGGUGAGUAUUUCUCAGUAUGUAUAUAAUAAGUUAUGUUAUAUGCAAUGUUAUAAAAUAACUAAGAUAGUACGCGCGAUCUGAUUGGUCAAAAACCUAUGGUUUAUUAUACCGGUAAACCCAUAGAAAAAAGCACCCGGAACACGAGCCAUAUACAAAACGGGCUAUUGAUCUGCAAACAACGAUUUUAAAAAGAAUAAAAAAUAGAAAAAGUUUCUUACCCAGCCCUUCUUAAUAUUAAAAAGUGUUGUUUUCCACAUUUUAUUACAGAGCACCACAAUUUGCUACUGCCAUAGCUUUAAAAGUUAUAAAGUACAAAGCUGGAAAGCAGUUUAUAUUUCACAACGAUGCCAAAUUGCAGAGAAAGACAACAACUGUGUGAAUUUCUGGUGUAGAAGGUCUUUAGGAAAGCUUAACCAUGUGCCAACCAGCAACAAAACGGAUAGUUUUAGCAUUCGUGAUUUAUUUUACGUCAAAAUUAAAUUCCCCAAUGAAAAAAAUUAUUCCGAAAUUAAGAGAUAUCUGACCAAGUUAUGGUACAAAAUCGGCCGCUGAACGGCCGCUGCAGAUUGUAAACAAGCUGUAAACGAUGAUGAAAGAUGUCAGAGUGUCGCGCUGGUUUUUUUCCAACAUUUGCACAAAUUAUUCGGUGAUAUGGAUGCCAUAACCUACUUCAAACCACCUGACUUUACAAAUCGACAAAUAUUAACGCUAAUAUGUGGCUACGGCAAAGAAACCUUUCUCCAAAUUCAGAGCUACCACUGACAUAUUUCCAUCCGUCGCUCUACAUACAUACGUUACAUGCGACAACUUCGCAAAUGCAGCUACGUCGUUACCGCAACAUUUCUUGAUCACGAUAAAGUGCAGAAAACACAUCUUAAACCACUGCAGCUUUUAAAAAGUGAAUGAAGUCCUCCAUUACAACAGCUGUCAGUUUCGUCUGUAAGCACGAAAUGUUUACGGAUCGACUCAACAAAAUACAGCUGCGUACAGUUUGAUGUUCAAUUUUCUACUUCUGUAGUGAACAAACUUCAUUGUACCUUCGCAUGAAUAUGUGUUGACUUUUCCUGAAAAACAGCUUUCAUAAGUUAUCAUGUAAUGAGUGCAAAAACUCUUGUUUUGAAGGCCUGCUGUUUGUUGUUUGACUCAGGUUUGACUGAACUGAGUUUUGAGAAAGUUCGGCGCUUUUAAAUCGUGAGUCAUGAUUGGCUUAUGGUGACUUUAGAGAGAAGACAUGGCUUGAUCACGGUACUAAAACCACAUUUUUUACCUAAAAGGCUCAGUUCUACUAAAAGUUAUUUUAUAAAAGCAAUAGAUCACACUUUCUAUGGGUUUACCGGCGUGAUAACCCACUUGGGAUGUUGGGAGAACACUCGAAAAGCUUGUAAAUCACUCGCCUUCGGCUCGUGAUUUACAAGCUUUUCUCGUGUUCUCCCAACAUCCCGCGUGGGUUAUCACGCCGGUAAACCCGUAGAAAGUGUGGUCUAUUGCUUAAAUGGCUAAGCCAAUGGAUGAUUCAGUUUUUAAUAAAGCAGAUUAUUUAAUGACAAAAAUCAUGAAGGAUACUUAGUUUAUGCGUAAACUAAGCAGCCUCUGUGAUGCUGAAAUGUGGUAUGAAGCGAGCAACUAGGUUUUCUACCAAAUACCGUAAACUGCCGCUUACAAGUCCUGGACUUAUACAUCUUCGUAAGGGGUUUAGGAAGGCUUAUAAACAGAGGGGCUUAUAUCCAAGGGGGCUUAUAACAGAAAUAGAAAAAGCACUUCGAAGAAAGCCGUAGCAGUUCUCAUCAAAAUACGAUUAGUAUUCACUGUAGCCUGCGUAGCAAGCGUUUCCGUUUGGUUUCGGAGCAAAGAAAGACCGAGGAGCGGGAUUUUUGGUUUUGACCGCGCGAAAAAUGGACUUUGCGCGGUCUUGGUCUCUCGUUCCUCGUUCUCUGCUCCGAAACCGCACGGAAACGCUUGCUUUAAUUACAGGUCGAUGGGCCUAUAACUAGGGGAGCGGUGCUUAUUAGUGCCGGACUUAUAAGCGACGGUUUAUUAAAGGUUUACUAAUUUUAAUCUUACCAGGUAUCACGAAGAAUGGAACUGACAGCUCACUCUAUUACCAAUCAAUUGGGGUAGGUCCUCUCAUAAUCUGGACACUACUUCACAGCUUAAUUGCUUUGGCCAUUAUAUUUGCAAACGCACUUGUCAUCGCUUCCUUCGUCAAAAACGCCAACUUGCGCACGCGUACAAACUAUCUCAUAACAAGUCUUGCAUUGGCGGACUUGCUCGUGGGUCUUGUAUCUGUACCUGGCUGGCUUGUACUUGUCCACAAAGAACAGGAGCGUGACUCUGCGUGGUACAAAACUGUCAUAGAAGCAUGGUACGUCUUCGAGAUACUCGGAGGGGUGGGUUCCAUCUUACAUCUUAUGGCACUGAGUUGGGACAGACUGUGUGCUAUUGUCAGGCCGCUCAGGCAUCGUUCCUACUCAAAAAGGAAAUAUUCAGUGAUCAUCUUCCUAACAUGGUUUAGCGCUACUCUCGUCUCGGGCCUCUCUGUACCUGGAAACAAAAUUACCAAGCGGUUAUACAACAUGUCUGUGAUUUGCCUCUGCUUCUUCCUGCCACUCAGCUUGAUCUUCGUGGCCCAAGGAAUAACUCUGUUCACAAUUAAACGCAAAACGUCCAAACUUCACCAAAAUACGAAGCUCAGAAGAGACAUCAGAGCGGCCAAGACCAUCGCCAUCAUGAUAGGCCUGUUUUUGAUUGGCUGGCUCCCGUUCUUUACGUUGGGUUUAGUGCAGUUUGCAAGCGGGAACCUGGCUGUUUUACCCGCGCAUUCAGUAUUUGCAGUUAAACUGCUCCAAUACAGUAAUUCGCUCUUCAAUCCUAUACUGUACGGACAAAACUUUCCGGAAUUUAGGAAUGCAUACGUGAGGAUGUUGUGCUCUGCUAAGUCCAACGAUGAUAGCUUUCGUUUCGGAGGCAGACGUGUUGUGAACAGAAAGACUUUUCGAACCACGUUAUCCACUUAUAAAAGUUAUUCUAGUCCUCUGCCCUCAAAAUCGCCUCGAUCGUCAGGUACAUGGAAUGAACGGCGAGAUCAGAGGUCACGUGUACUGCAAAAAGACGAUAUCUUAGUGUGCAUGGUCAGCGGAUUGUAA
Porites lobata is the source of this 7494-nucleotide messenger RNA. The record is from the annotation of a GenBank genome assembly. NCBI's taxonomy places the organism in Eukaryota, Metazoa, Cnidaria, Anthozoa, Scleractinia, Poritidae.